AUAGAGACAAGUCAUACAUUCAUACAUAUGCCACGAGUAGGAGGAAUAUUACAAUUACUCCCGAGAGAUUAUUAUCAUAUUCUCCACCCCUAGCCCAGCCCCUUUUAGCAUGCGUACUGAGUCGUGCUGGUGGUCUUCAGGGCUCGUAGGAUGAAGGCCUAAUAUCUCCUAACGUCUCUAUAAAGAUGGCCGCUCUCACUUUUCGCCUGUUCCCCUCCUCCUGGAGUUAGAUGCGGCAGUACUCUCAGAAGCGUACCGUGCCGCAGCGCAUUCUGGGUGCCUCUUCCUGCCGUGACGCUGCAGAUAGAAUCUAGUGCCGCCUGUGUGGCGCUCUCUGUUCCGUCAUCCGAUGAGGAUGGUGGGCGUGAAGGUGAUCGUCAACGACACUGACUUUCAGCCCGAGCUGAGCGCGGUCGGGUCUCGUCUGGCCGUGGUGAAAUUCACCAUGCGGGGAUGUGGCCCUUGUUUAAGGAUAGCCCCAGCUUUCAAUGCUCUGAGUAACAAAUAUCUUCGGGCAAUGUUUUUGGAAGUGGAUGUGCAUCAGUGCCAGGGAACAGCUGCUACCAAUAAUAUAUCAGCAACGCCAACAUUUCUGUUUUUUCGCAACAAAGUACGAAUCGACCAAUAUCAAGGAGCAGAUGUUCUAGGGUUAGAAGAAAAAAUUAAGCAGCACCUGGAGAACGAUCCUGGAAACAGUGAAGAUACAGAUAUCCCCAAAGGAUAUAUGGAUUUAAUGCCAUUUAUCAAUAAAGCUGGCUGUGAAUGUCUUAAUGAAAGUGAUGAGCAUGGAUUUGAUAAUUGUUUACGUAAAGAUUCUACCUACUUGGAAUCAGAUUGUGAUGAGCAGCUGCUUAUUACUGUUGCUUUUAGUCAACCAGUCAAGCUUUAUUCCAUGAAACUUCAGGGGCCAGAUAAUGGGCAAGGUCCAAAGUACAUAAAAAUCUUUAUCAACCUUCCUCGAUCUAUGAAUUUUGAAGAAGCAGAAACAAGUGAACCAACUCAAGCCCUGGAGCUAACACCAGAUGAUAUUAAAGAAGAUGGCAUUGUCCAGCUUCGCUAUGUUAAAUUUCAGAACGUUAACUGUGUAACUUUGUUUGUCCAGUCCAAUCACGGUGAUGAAGAGGCAACAAGAAUUACAUACUUGACAUUUAUUGGAACUCCAGUCCAAGCAACAAAUAUGAAUGACUUCAAGCGGUUGGCAAAAAAGGAGAGAGUCACUAGGAUGUGCAAGACACUGGAAGGCCUUAUUCCAAUCAACUGAGAUCUUCAUUUUAUCUACAACUUCCAGAUAAUUGCUUAACCCUAGCCAGAGGGUUUCAUUUAAUGCUAUUACCAAUAAAUAACUGUUUUUGUUGA
Messenger RNA from Phasianus colchicus (ring-necked pheasant), 1356 nucleotides. The record is from RefSeq and is a predicted model, not a curated record. NCBI's taxonomy places the organism in Eukaryota, Metazoa, Chordata, Aves, Galliformes, Phasianidae.